AUGUCGUUCAAUCCGGACCAUUUCACGAACGAGCUCGUGAAUGAGUACAUAUGAACUGCAAAAGUAUCGUACUCGUAUAAAUGCAUGACAAAUUUUCUCAGCAUGAGAAAUAAAAUUUGUCAUGCUGAUUUAUCUUACGAAAAAUAUUUGUAAUGCAAGACCUGCAUUUAUACGAGUACGAUACUUUUGCACAGGAUAGUACAGCUACGCUGACAACAUGCGGCAGUACGACUUCAACCAUGUGCAACAGGGCCCGCCGCCCUCGGCCUACAUGCAGCGCAUGACCGGCACCGCGGCCGGGAACCCGCUGGCGUCUCGAGCGGGCGCACCGGGCGGUCUGUACAAUGCCGUGCCGAGCACCGCCAGGCCAGUCACGUCCAACCGGGGCGCCGGCUACAGUGCCACCAUGAGCAACACAUCCAAAUUUGACCCACUGAACCAAGGCACAGAAGUACAGAAAAGCAGCGACAAUUUUCUACAGAAAAAAACGGAACAAACGCCCGAAGAAAAGCUACGCGAUUUGGAAAAGGAGAUACACGGUAUUUAUUGGCGAGUAGCUCUUCUUCAUCAUGAUGACCUACCUGCGAUCUGUUUUCGUAGCACUGGUGGCAGUGGUGCUUCCGCUCCUAGGCGAUUUGUUCAAUUAAGUACACGCCCAGGUUUGGGUUUCUCGGUACUUACUAGUGGAAAAUCUAUUGCUCCCCAAUGUUGCGGAACAUCAACGCAACAACGGUAUAAGAAAAUGUGAUAUCAUUAUCAGGCCUCGUCGAGGAAUCAUCAGUAGUACGCGAGCAGGGAGAAGUAGGUCAAGCGCUGGAACUCGCGAAAGAGGCCGGGAAGCGGGAAAGAACACUCUGCAGGUAUGAAAAAUACUUUAUUUGGAGAUGCAGAGGUAGUCGUAUUCGUAAGCAUGCUUCGUCAGAAUCUCAUUCUGUUCGGCAUGCUGGCUAUGACAUUGGGACGAUCUCGUUCGCAUUGUUUUUUCUGGCCUACUUCGGCGGGACACCUUCGGACCUGCUUCCAGAUCUCCUGUCGACGUCGAGUAAUUUCAUUUACAAAAACUACUAAAAACUGUUUCAGGCAGCGCGAGCAGCAGAACCUUUUGGAGCAGCUGAAUGUCGAUUUGACCUAUGCUGUGUGUCUGAACCUCGCUAUUCAGCAGCACGCAAACAACAACGACACCGAAGCGCUCGGGAUAUACAACCAAAUCGUGAAAAAUAAGCAGUAUCCACAUUCAGGCCGCUUCCGCGUCAACAUGGGCAACAUAUACUUCGCGCAAGGUAAGAGGUGGAGCGCUUUAUGCCAUUUGAAUAUCGGCGACAUAGUCGUAGACACAGAAUUUGUCACUUGCUUCUGUGCGCCGGCUAGACGUUGCUGCCCGCACUGAUGCAGAGCUGACGGGUUUCUUGAGUUUGUGAAUUUUAAAGCUUCCAGGCGAACGUGAAGCCUUUGAUACGCACAGGUAAGUACCCUUCCGCGAUAAAGAUGUACCGUAUGGCGCUGGAUCAGAUUCCCAACAACGUGCAGAGUAUACGACUCAAGAUAUCGCGGAACAUCGGGCACGCAUUUUUCAAGAUGCAUCAGUUUCCCGACGCUAUCGACGCUUAUGAGAACCUGCUCGACCCCAGCAAAGGACAACACUUAGACUUUAUGACGGGCUUCAAUCUGUUGCUCUGCUACCACGCAUUAGGGGACAAGGAGAAAAUGAAGCAGGGGUUUUUGAAGCUGUUGCAAAUACAGCAGGUCGGGCUAGAUGACCCGGAGGAAGAAGAAUCGCUCGACCACGGAAAUGUCAUACCGGAGGAUGACGCACUACGAGAGGAUAUCAAGAAAAGGUAAAGAUUCUUUCUCUCCUCUCGGUCCUUCUCCUUCACUCUGAAAAUGCUAAUGGCAGUAUUCUCCUACGAUCGACCUUGAGGAAGAUGACGGGGGCGAUGUUUCGGAUGAAAGCACACUUAAUCAACCAAAAGCAAAAAGAAAAAAUUAUCCGAACACAAUCAAUACUAAAUACACAUCAGACAGCGCGAGGCCCAGCGGUACAUAGUAAACGCCGCAACGCUCAUAGGCCCGCAGAUAGACCCACAGGAGGUGGUGGAGGGGUUCAACUGGAUCGUAGAUGCACUGAAUUCGCACGGGUUUCCAGGUAAGGAACGAUAUGCGGGGUGAAUUCUUAUGCUGCCUUCUUACUUAUCUUCAGCUCGGGGUCGCUGUGUAGUGCGUGUGCAGCUGCAGAAUAGCACCACUGUGUGUGAGAAAAAGUCUUUACCCUGACUCCACAUUGGAACAACCGCUUCUAUCGACCGUCGGAGCAAAUGAAAAAUCCAAUAUCGCACCUACCAGGUAUCGCCAGCGAGAUGGAGAUAGCCAAGGCGACGCAUUAUCUGAAGAGGAAAGACUUCGAUAAAGCCAUCUCCACGCUGCGGCACUUCGAGAAGAAGGAGCCUGCCCUGAUGGCGCGAGCCAGUACCAAUCUCAGUUUCCUGUACUUUCUCGAGGGCGACUACGGGAGCGCAGAACGGUACGCCGACAUCGCGGUGAAGGCGGACCGGUACAACAGUCGUGCCUUGGUCAACAAGGGCAAUUGCCUUUUCGUCGCUGGGGAACUGGAGCGGGCAAAAGAAGUGUACCUCGAAGCCAUCGGCGUGUCUGCCGACUGUCUGGAAGCAAUCUACAAUCUGGGUUUGGUAAACUCGCACAUGGCAAAGCUGCAGGAGGCCUUGCUUGCCUUUGACAAGCUGCACUCCAUAACGCACAACAACAUCGAGGUAGUGCUGACGAUUCACAUCUUCUCCUGCUUUUUGUGUCGCUUUUUAGCAAUAAGAUAACCGCGAAGUUGCUAUGAGUCACUGCGCUUCUUGAUUUUGCGGACCCCAGGACCGGGAAAAAAAUACGAGUUGUGUCCCAAAACUGUCAUCCGAUAGUCUUUGCCUCAAAUAAUCCGCAGGUAAUGUGGCAGCUCGGUGACAUUCAUGAGAGGCUUGGAAAUCUCGGCAAGGCACACGAGUGGCUGUCGCUCAUUGUCACGUCGCAGAAAGGCCGACCCAGCGACCCAGGGGUGCUCGCUCGGCUGGCGUCUCUCUUCAACAUAUCAAAUGCAAAAAUGUCUGGGUCUGGAAGAAUACGAACUUGUAAUGCGCAUUUCAGAACACGGAAAAAUCUCUCAUGCAUAGGCAGCAAAAGUUGCCCACUUUCUGUCACCAAAGUCAGGGAUUUGUGAUGCGGAUUCGGCAUUGCGUUUGCGAGCGCUUCGCGAAACCUGUGAUGCUAGAGCUUCCAUGCCAGACCUUCUGUGUCAUGCAAAAACAGCGCGACUCUUGCUCUUCCAGACCCAGAUAUUUUUGCAUUUGAUACAACAAAAUGGACGACGAAACGCAAGCGUUCCACUACAAUCUGGAGUCUAUCAAAGUGAAAAAAGCCCCCACCCCAUAUCGGAAACGGAAGAUGCGCGAAUUUGUGAUGCUGUAUUUGAGUACACAAAUCACCUUGUAUUGCUAGAAGGCCAGGAGACGAAGCUGCGGCCUAAAUUGCAGGUAAUCUGUCAUGCUGUUUCCCACUUCCAGUUCGUUGCCUCCUGUCAUCCUAGACCUGCAAGGCUUUCCCACGCUAGACAGCACUACAGUCCGCAUCUUUUGCCUUCUAGCAUCGCAAGCUGAUUCGUGACCACAAAUCUGCAUCACAGAUUUCCGCUUUGAUAUGGGGAGGGGGCAUUUUUCAUUGUAAUAGAGUCCUACCGAUAUUUGCCUUCGGAUAUGACGGUCAUAACGUGGCUUGGCAUCUACUACGUGAAACAGGAACUGUACGAGCUGGCGAUACAGUACUUUUCCCGUGCGAGCCAAAUCCAGCCGAACGAAGUCAAGUGGCUUCUUAUGGUACAGAAAAAAUUAUGUGUUUUCCUUUUCAACAGAGACCACCACCCUUCGCAAAAAUCAAAUUUAAAGAUUGCAGCGUCCUUUUUGUGGUCUUCUUUUCUUGAGCUUUUCAUCCUCGUGCAGUGGGAGUUCCAGUUUCAAAAAAUAAUCAGGUCGCAAGCUGCUAUCGGCGUAUGGGUUCUUACCACCCAGCUCUCAAGCUUUAUGAGGACAUCCACCGAACGCAUCCGAACGACAAGGAAUGUUUGCGGUACUUAAUCACGAUUUGCAAGGAGAUGAAACAGCCGUGGGAGAAGUACCAGAAUCACCUCCGGAAACUGGAGAAAUUCGAGGCGGACCAGAGCUUCAUGGAACAAGAGCAGAGUUCACCUGGGCAGGGACGCCCAGUCGGGGAUGAUUCCUUCAACGACACCGUAACCGGCGGAUUCGGAAGACCCGCAUCUGGGGGAACCGCAGAGGCCGGCCGGGCGGCGGCACCGAGUACUUUUCUAAAUUUUUACACAAGUGGAUGUGGACUGUCGCCCUUUUUGUGCAACGCGAGUGAAAACGCAUCCCAAAAUUUAAAAAGUGCCAUUGCCUAAACCUAUAGCGGAACCGUGCUGGCGGUCCUCACGAACGUCUCCCGCAAUCUCGGAGCAAAGCGCGGCUCUGCUAGCAAUCUAAAUCAAAAAAAAUCCUUUCAAAACAUGCUCUUUUUUGUCCGACUGUUUUUCAGUUCUUUUGUUUUCCUAGUAUCAACAGGAGCGGUGCACCGCGGCCUUUUUUCUCUGAGGCGCGACACGUUUUAGAAAGCUGGAGUCGCAAAAAAAAAUCCAUAGCAUAACCAUACUACAAAAUUUAAAAUGUCUUCGCAGGCGCCGGGGGCUCGCUAUUUGAGGUAGACGAUGUUCAAAUCGCCAGCGACAAAAGAAGUAAACGCAAACUGCAAACCGGCGGGCCGCGUGAGGAUGACAUGGAUGAUGAUUGGGGUGACGACGACCUCGGCGACGACCUGCUACCCAUGUAGGACCUCGUUUUUCGUCAGGUGGGUGACUUUGAUAGGAGCAGUUCGUUCCGGUCGGGAAUGGGUUUUCUUUGAAAAUAAAAGUUGCAUCGGGAAGACUGCUUGCAUAAGGGAAAAAUCGGCAGGGAGUUUCUUGUACAUAGCAUGACACAAUAAACAUAACGAACAGGGACAAAAGUUUUAUGAACAAGUAUCAAUCCGUAUCACUGCAAAACUAAAAGUCAAUGGCGUGAAGGUGCGCGCGCGCAUUUUUUAGAACCCAACCUCCGAAAAACUAAUUCGGAGGCUGGAAAGACAAGGAUCGAGUCUGUAUUUGACAAGGAAAACAGUGCGAUGAUUGGGCGCGCAAUCAAGAACUUUUGCGCGUUUUAAAUUUACGUAGACCGGGGUGCGAGCUUAAUAUGGCUCUGCCUGAAAGUGAAAAAAAAAGAGCCAAGAU
Molecule: messenger RNA, 5311 nt
Organism: Amoebophrya sp. A120
Lineage: Eukaryota; Dinophyceae; Syndiniales; Amoebophryaceae
Source: the annotation of a GenBank genome assembly